UUGUGAGAACCUCUUCUUAGCAAGCUUUCAUCAUGAUUGAGCAUUUCUUGGGAACCUGGAAGCUGGUAUCCAGUGAAAAUUUUGAAGAAUAUAUGAAAGAGUUAGGAGUGAGCGCUACCCUCCGGAACCUUGCUGGGUUAGCAAAACCCAGAAUCCAUAUCAGUGCCCAUGGGGAUAAUGUUAACAUCAAAACAGAAAGCUCUUUUAAGAACACAGAGAUCACCUUCAAGGUGGGGGAAGAAUUUGACGAAACCACAGCAGACAACCGGAAAGUGAAAAGCAUCAUAACCUUAGACGGUGGGUCCAUGAUUCAUGUCCAAAAAUGGCUUGGCAAAGAGACAACAAUCAGAAGACAAAUUGUAGAUGGGAAAAUGGUAGUGGAAUAUACCAUGAACAAUAUUGUCAGCACUCGAGUCUACGAAAAGAAAACUGGCCCUGUGUAA
Phacochoerus africanus (Common warthog) is the source of this 443-nucleotide messenger RNA. Its product is annotated as fatty acid-binding protein 9-like. The transcript has 5 exons. The coding region runs from base 33 to 443 and encodes 136 amino acids. Lineage: Eukaryota; Metazoa; Chordata; Mammalia; Artiodactyla; Suidae. The record is from RefSeq and is a predicted model, not a curated record. Gene Ontology annotation, biological process: fatty acid transport. Gene Ontology annotation, cellular component: cytosol; nucleus. Gene Ontology annotation, molecular function: fatty acid binding.